AUGUUCGCCGGUCGCUGCACAGAGCUCGGUGCGCUGCCUCUGCUGCUGCUGCUGCUGCUUCUCCUGGACGCGGCGCUGGGCUUCAAACUGUGUCCCAACCCCUGCCUGUGCUACGAAUCCUCAGACCUGGUGGACUGCAGGUCUAGCGGGCUGGUCCGGGUCCCCGUCGGUGUCCCCCAUGGCACCUGGCUGCUGGACCUGAGUGGGAACAAGCUGACAGUGGUACACACCAAAUCCUUCAUGGGGCUGUGGUCACUCAAGAUCCUCCAGAUGUCCAACAACAGCAUCCGCACUCUGCAGCCACAGUCUCUGUCAUCACUGCAGUUCCUGGAGAGGCUGGACUUGAGUUUUAACCAGCUGCGUUGGAUCCCUCAGGACUUCUCUCAGAGUCUGUCUUCCCUCCUGGAGCUCCGGCUUGACCACAACCUGCUGGAGCACCUGGGCCACGCUUCACUGGGAGAGUUAGAAAACCUGAGGAAGCUGGACCUGAGUUACAACCGCAUCCGAGCGAUAGAUGUCCGGGCUUUCAGCAGCUUGUCUCGACUGAGCCUCCUCAGCCUGGAAGCAAACAGACUGAAUGUGCUUACAGACGGCCUGUUGAACAGGCAGCAAAGCCUGGAGGUGCUGCUGCUCAGCCACAACAACAUCUCACUGAUCGAGACCGAAGCUCUGGCUCCUUUGUCCGGACUCACUCUGCUGGGUCUUCAGGGAAACCAGCUGGAUCGCAUCAGGUUCAAGACUUUCCUGCAGCUCCAGACCACCAGCACCGAACUUCAGUUGUCCCUUAACCCCUGGACCUGUGACUGCGAGCUGCAGCGCGUCUUCAGCAAGAUCCAGCAUGUUCGACACCUGCAUGUGGAGGACUACAAAGGCAUCGUCUGCCACGCUCCUGCUCAGCAAGCCGGGAACUCCCUGGCCUCACUGGACAGCCAGCUGUGCGUGGCCGAGACGGCGUCAGUGCUCGUCAUAACCAUCACUGUGAUGCUCGCUGUGAUUGGUGCCCUGGUCAAAGCAGAGCACAACCAAAAGAACAAACAAACUGCAAGUGAUGCAGAGUCAGACAGAUAA
Molecule: messenger RNA, 1068 nt
Organism: Seriola dumerili (greater amberjack)
Lineage: Eukaryota; Metazoa; Chordata; Actinopteri; Carangiformes; Carangidae
Product: leucine-rich repeat-containing protein 17-like
Exons: 2
Coding region: 1-1068 (355 amino acids)
Molecular function (GO): protein binding
Source: RefSeq, a predicted model, not a curated record